Molecule: messenger RNA, 369 nt
Organism: Saccoglossus kowalevskii
Lineage: Eukaryota; Metazoa; Hemichordata; Enteropneusta; Harrimaniidae
Product: flocculation protein FLO11-like
Source: RefSeq, a predicted model, not a curated record
AUGCAGCCUACUAAGAGCACAGUGCAGUCUAGUAGUAGAACAGUGCUGUUUAGUAGUAGUACAGUGCAGCCUAGUAGUAGCACAGUGCAGCCCAGUAGUAGCAAAGUGCAGCCUAGUAGUAGCACAGUGCAGCCUAGUAGUGGCAAAGUGCAGCCUAAUAGUAGCACAUUGCAGUUUAGUCGUAGCACAAUGCAGCCUACUAAGAGCACAGUGCAGUCUAGUAGUAGAACAGUGCUGUUUAGUAGUAGUACACUGCAGCCUAGUAGUAGCACGGUGCAGACUAGCAGUAGCACAGUGCAGUUUAUUAGUAGCACAGUGCAGCCAAGUAGUAGCACAAUGCAGGCUAGUAGUACACACAGUGCAGUUUAG